Molecule: messenger RNA, 1093 nt
Organism: Cuscuta campestris
Lineage: Eukaryota; Viridiplantae; Streptophyta; Magnoliopsida; Solanales; Convolvulaceae
Source: the annotation of a GenBank genome assembly
UUCAUCAAGAGUAAAAACAAUAACAUCCUUUUGGUUCAAGUUUAUGUAGACGACAUUAUAUUCGGUGCUACUAACGAGUCUUUGUGCAAGGAAUUCUCAACGCUAAUGACUAGCGAAUUUGAAAUGUCAAUGAUGGGAGAGCUCACAUUCUUUUUGGGACUCCAAGUUAAGCAAAUGAAAGAUGGAACGUUCAUUUGCAAAGCUAAAUACUGCAAGGAGCUCCUGAAACGGUUUGAAAUGGACAACGACAAAGCCAUGGCGACCCCGAUGAGCACGUCUGACCAUCUUGACAAAGACGAGAAAGACAAGAACAGGGCAGGCACCUCCGGAAAAUCCAAGUCCAAAUCCCGGGCUCCAUCCACGACCUCCGAGGAACGCCUCUACUACGGCUAUGGAUCGUACCUCUGGUUCGAUUCCGAGGAGGAGCGCACCCGAUUUCUCACCUUUUUCUCCAAACGGGUUGUGGCUCCCCCACGAAUCAUCCCAGAGCGCUACCCGGAAUUGCAGGGCUACAACGACCUCGACGCGCAGCUUCAUCAAGCCGGCCUUUGGCCGUUCGUCUCCCGGGCGCGCAAGGAGAUCAACGCGGCGCUGAUCCGGGCCUUCUACUCCAACCUCCAGUGUGAGGACGACGUGCUCUACUCGCUCGUCAAGAGCACGCCGAUCGAGCUCACCGUGGAGCAGCUUGGGCGCAUCGCCGGCCUCCUCUUCCAAGGCGACGAUGUGUCUCACUAUGGUGGCGAGGAUUGGGUGCUCAACAACGAGGGCCUUAUCCUCAACGAGCUUGGCAUCACCGAGCUCAAACGCCAUGCCUCGGGACGCCCAACCAUCCACUCCGCCAACCCCGACGGCCACCUCGUUCUCUACAUCGUCACCCGAAUCAUCAAACCGAGGAAGCACGGCCACACCAUCAUGCACGGUGAAGACCUCAAGCUUAUCCAUGCGAUCAUGCAUUCGGCCCCAAUCAAUUGGGCAAAGUUUGUCAUGAUCAACAUGACGAUUGCCGCGUCCACCGAGCACGACCACCUCCUCCCGUACCCGUUUUUGGUGAUGGACAUCCUUGAACGGUUCAAGGUAACCACCACCGUUGGUC